This is a messenger RNA of Aphanomyces invadans, 436 nucleotides long. Its product is annotated as histone H4. Bases 17 to 328 code for a protein of 103 amino acids. Gene Ontology annotation, biological process: nucleosome assembly. Lineage: Eukaryota; Oomycota; Saprolegniomycetes; Saprolegniales; Verrucalvaceae. The record is from RefSeq and is a predicted model, not a curated record. Gene Ontology annotation, cellular component: nucleosome. Gene Ontology annotation, molecular function: structural constituent of chromatin; protein heterodimerization activity; DNA binding. The transcript has a single exon.
GCCCCAUCGAAUAAGUAUGUCGGGACGUGGCAAAGGCGGCAAGGGCCUCGGCAAGGGCGGAGCCAAGCGCCAUCGCAAGGUCCUCCGCGACAACAUUCAGGGUAUCACUAAACCUGCUAUCCGCCGACUGGCUCGUCGUGGUGGUGUCAAGCGUAUCUCUGGCUUGAUCUACGAAGAAACCCGCGGUGUCCUCAAGGUGUUUUUGGAAAACGUCAUUCGCGACUCGGUCACGUACACAGAACAUGCUCGACGUAAAACAGUCACAGCCAUGGAUGUCGUGUACGCGUUGAAGCGCCAAGGCCGCACACUGUAUGGGUUCGGUGGUUAAGCAUGCCGUUGGCGCGACCACGCUGCACGUAGCCACGACUGUAUCAUACAUAAUACGACCAUUCUAUGCUGGACCCGGUUAAUCAACAUACUUUCGCUGUACUCUCAA